Molecule: messenger RNA, 272 nt
Organism: Cetraspora pellucida
Lineage: Eukaryota; Fungi; Glomeromycota; Glomeromycetes; Diversisporales; Gigasporaceae
Source: the annotation of a GenBank genome assembly
AUGGUUUCGCCUGAUGAGAAAUCUGAUGAGAAACCUUUUCUCCCACCACCAGCAACUUCGACAUCGGCUUAUUCUCAUCCAAAGCAAUACACUACUUUAGUUAUUUUCCUGGUUGUAGCGUUUUACUGGAUUGUAUCUUUAGCAGUUGUAUUCCUAAACAAAUUUAUUCUUAGCACUUCGGAAUAUAGAUUUCCAUACCCUUUAUUUGUAACAUGGUUUCAAUUGCUCAUAGCGCUAAUUGUCUUGUUGAUUUGGGGUACUUUGGGUCGAAA